CGGCAAUAGGAGCAGGAACAGGAAUAUCCUCCUGAGUCAGUGCCACGACGCUGACACACCACGCUCCCCGGCAGAGCUGCCUCUGCUCCGAUAAUCAGCAUCCUAUGCUAUUCUGCUCAAGAUGGCGGUGCAGGCAGCGGAGAAAGACGGAGUAGUGUUGAAGAAUGUGGAAGAAGACCACCUUAACGACUCGCUGGGUAACCCCGGCCUCAUCUCACCUGACAAGGAGGAUUUAUCACGCCUCUUGACGGUGCCAUUCAGCGGGCGCAUCCGGGGCGGCAUGCGGCCGGGGAAGAAGAUAAUAGUGAUGGGCAUUGUCGACCUGGAGCCAGACAGCUUCGAUGUCAGCCUGACCUGCGGACGCGAUUCAGAGAAAGAGGAGCCUCCGUAUGAUGUGGCCCUGAAACUCACGGCUCGUUUCACUGACCGUCAGUUCCUUCGCAGUGCUCGAGUUUCUGGGAAAUGGACAGAGGAGGAGGCGUCCACUGCCUACUUUCCCUUCAUCCCUGAUCAGCCUUUUAGGAUUGAGAUCCACUGCGAGCACCAGAGGUUCCGGAUAUUUGUGGAUGGACACCAGCUCUUUGACUUUUAUCACAAAGUAAAAUCUUUGCCCUCUAUCGACACAGUACGAAUACAAGGAGACCUACAGAUCACCAAGCUCGGUUAAUUUACCCCUGACCAGUUCCCGCUCUGCAAGUCGUGUGUGCGUGUGUGUGUGUGUGUGAAGCAAGGACUUGAUCACAGAUGACUACACACAUAUGCGCCUGUUACAUCAUCAUCAUCAUCCACAGCCCAUCAUGAAGCACUGCAGCAGCAUAGCAACUGGAUCAAAGUUAGAGUUUUUCUGCUUCGUUACUACUUCUUUCUGUUGAACCAGGAUCUGAUGUGAUGGUCCUUCGUGGGUAAAUUGUGUGUUUGAUCCAUUUUCAGUUUUUUUUUUUUUUUUCCCCUCCCUCCUUGUAGCCCCAGUUUUAUCAGUUCAGGGAUCUCACAGCUUAUUUAUAGCACAUUCCACUUUUAUGCUGAAUCCUUUAGGGAUGCUGAGAUCAAGGCAGGUGUGGAGGGUUUUUUUUUUUUUUUUUUGGUAAAAUAGAAAAAUAACUCAGAUGUUAGAAACCAGUUACAAGAAAAAUAUCUGGCACUUAGAAGCUAAUGUGAAAGCAAACUGCUGCUCAUUGGUGGAAAACUUUUGUUUUAUUAUUAUUUAACUAAAACUGAAUUUGACUGGCUUUGUUUAAACUUACAAGAAUCUUUUAAAAUCUUUUGCAUGAGAAGAAAAUUCAUGCUGCUUAAGUGACCGUGACAAAUGUGGAGUAAAACUUGCAGUCGGGCCCGAGCGGUGUUCCCAACAUGAUAUUAUGUAAGAUGAAACUGGUUUCAAGUGAAAAUAUGACGGGAAUCUUUUUGUUGUGCUUCAGUUAAAUCGAGCUCAACCCGUCUGAAUGUGUAACUGUUUCUACAACUCAUCUGAUCACAGCAUAAUAGGCUGUUUUCUCUCUGCUGAUGUAUAUCCAACUCCGCUGGCACUCGUCUGCGCAGCCCUUGGGUUUAUUCCAGUUGUCAUGGUAACGUGCUGCAGCCUCACCGACCUAAAUACCCAAAAAUGAGGAUUAUAUUAUGACAAGAUGUAGCGUUCCAUGUUGUACACAGCAUGUGUGGACAGUUUGCACUCCUUCACUGCAGACACUCUCCCGUAGGUAGACUGUGCUGUGGAAGAAAGAGUUGUAGAGAAAUGGCUUUGAAAUUAGUUUAAAAUUGACCCUCGCCAUUUUUAUUUUGUGCAAACUUCAUCAGAGUUGAACACUAAUACAAUAUAGAAGUUGUACUCCUUUUUAUAAGAAGAAGAAAUUGUGCUGGCAAAGUGGUCUUGCAUUCAUCUGAGUUCAGCUGCAGUUAAACUAAACUCCAGAACCAUCACAUGGGAAAGCAGGGUCAGAUCCUGGGGGUACUUUGAAUGUAUAGCGUUGAUGUUUUUAUAGUAGCAUAGAAGAUAUAGUGAUGCACAGAUUUUAUUUCUCAGUGUCACAGUUUUUUGGUGGUAUGGCUGGUGCUGUUGUAGUUCAUUAUAGGUCUGGUGCGUCUCAUGGCUUUUUAAAAGAAAAUGUUUUCCCGAAUCAUUCCACGUCGGCAUCUUUCCCACACUGAUGCAGUUUCAUCCUUUCUUAGUGCUGCAGGCAGGUUUUCAGAAGUCUAACAACUAAUGUCAGGUCUUUUAUGCAUUGUUGUCUUUAUGACCGUUCCACUCUGCUGGAUUCAGUUUCCUUCACUGGGGCAGAACGCAAGUUAUAAUAAAUACACACAAAUAAUAGAGGGUAUCUCAAGUAUUAUAUAUAUUACAUCUUAAGGUGCUCUGUUUACACUCUUAUGAGGUUUUUCUCAUGCUCUAGAACUAUGUAAAAAUCACUGCAUCACUAAUUAAAAGGUACCAUUAUUAUUAAUUUUUUUUUUUAUGCAUUUAUAAGUUUUCUGGCACAGUUUCACCUACUUCUAAUGCAUGUAGGAGAAGGAAAAGUUUGAAGAGAACAAAACUCCUGCAAAAAGAAGGCAGCUUUGUGCUAGACAGAUGGCUUAGUAUGCCAGUAAAGUUGCUCUAUAAACUACAAGUGUUGCUAGAUUUUUGACCUUGUUAAAGGGUUUAUAAGAAAAAUAAUCUCCUAGCUUUAUAGAUCAGUUAUAAGACAUAAUAAAUGAUUGCCAAGUUGUGAAAAAUCCCUUUUGUGUAUCCUUAAUAUUGUAUUUAUUAAUGUUGAUAAUAUCAGUCCCACGGUUCAAAAUGUUAAUAAAUCAUUAAUAAAGGUUCCUGAUUUUUUUUUUUUUUUUUUUUUUUCCCAUUAUAAUGAUGCAUCAAAGCUGUAACUGUAAACCUUUUAUAAGCUGUUCAUAAAUAAUAAAUAGACUCUGGUGCAGAUGCCCUGCAGCUGUUUUCCCAGACAAAAAAGCAAGGCAAGUGUCAUUUUGCAUGAACAUCAGCCAAGGGGGUUUUUCACAACUCUGAAAUGGUUCCCAAAGCUGCUCAUAAAUGUGAUUUAUAAUACAUUAGGGGUGUAACAAUUCUGUAACUGAAACUAAAAUCACGAUUCGAAUGACGUACUGUGGUUCACACACUCAUGUGGAGCUGUUAAUAUCUAGUUAGAGCAUGCUAGUCUGCUGAAAUCUCUUGUUUUUAAAGCUCACUGAGGUACGGAAGGAUCUGGAACUGCAUCACAAUAAUGCAACUUGUAUUUGUUUUUCACCCACUCUAAAUAUGGACAGAAGCUGUGCCCCAAACACUGAGGUCUAAGAUGGUUUUGGAGAAUUGUUACACUGCUUAAAUUAUUCAAUAGGCAUCAAUAGAACAAAUUAUCACAACUUGUAAAUACUGAAAGUGUUACUGCUGGUUCUGUUUGACAGCAAAACCUAAACCAGGUUUCACAAACCUGUUUGAGCCCCUCUUGAGACGUUCACCUUUUUAGCAGCUUGACACAGCGAGGAAAUAAACAGUAGCUGUCUGCACAAAAUUGCCUAGAAAUAUUGACAUUUUCACCCUCACAUAUUCCAUGUUGAUUAUAAGCUAAUGAUGGCUUUCUGAUUGAUUUUUUUUGCUGCUGUGAAUUUGGAGUAAGCCAUGACUCAGUAACUGAUGCAUCCCAUCCCUUUCAUUAAUGAGACCUUCCUUUCUGAGCAAAGGCUGAGGAAACCUUGGUUUAAUAUCUUAUAACCUGUGUGGGGCAUUUGUCAAAAUCCAGAGGGGCUGCUUUAUGUAUUUAUUAGUUCCUUUCACAUAGCAAUAACACCGCUGCUCCUAGAGCUGACUGCUCAGAGCUGGUUUUUGCCUGGUUGGUCAGACAGCGUCUUCCUGAGUUCCUCGUUUUCCAAUUUAUUUUGAAUACGAACAAGUACAUAGUGGUACUGAGAAUUGCAUUUAAAAGGAUAAGAGCCUGUGAAUAAUUAUUUCAGUAUUACAAAGUGCAAAUGUAUACAAAUAACAUGCCACUGUACUGACAUACUUUGUGUUCUUUCCAAUAACUGGUGUCUAUUUGUAACACUGCAGUUUCCUGUAAUAAUGUUAAUAUAAACCAUGCAAGUAUGUUUCAGUGAUGUAAAAACAAGAUGUGUGUUGAAGGGUGAUGCAGGUUCAUGUUUUGGGUCUUCAGUUGAAUGUGCUGACAGCAGCAGGAGGUAUGGGGGAGGGAGAUGACCAAAAUAAGAUUUCCUCAUUUUAAAGAGUUCAUUCCAGGGAGCUCUUUGUGUGCGUGCGUGUGUGCGCACGUGCGUGCAGAGCCGAGCUGGGAGUGUGUUUGGCUCAACAUAGUGUACAAUUGAACUCUGCCAUUAGCAAAUUGUAUUGGGGACUACUGUUUUUCCCCAGCUGAGCGCAGUUUGUUUCCCUCUAGGGUUUCAGAUGUGGUGCGGGUGCAGGAUGAGCUUGUGGGAUACUUACCCAUUUUGUACUGCUGCACUUUAAAACACUUGCAAGACUAACAAUUAAAAAAAAAACAAAAAAACAUUAAAGCAUUUCUAGUACAUGCAUUUCCUUCUGGAAACAUGGUGUUAAAUAUAGCAGGUCCUAGUUUCUGAUCUCCUAAUGAUCCCACAUCUUUAAAAGAACAAACGUGGGAAAUCGUAUUGCUUGUAUAACUUAUUUUAAUUGCUCUGCAACCCUUUAAAUUUUUAAUUAAAAAAACUGAAUGUCACUCUCUUCCUGAUUGUAAUCAGAUGAUAGAUAAAUACCCAGGUGGUACUGCCCAUAGUCGCCUAAGUUAUUUAGGAUCUACCCUUUCAUGUCCAUUCAAUUGUGAAGUAAAUGUUUACACCUUCCUACCCUCAAAAUCCUGCGAGUCUGAUGGAAGAGAAGAAGUUUAUUUGACCCCAGUCUGUCUAUAUGUGUUAACCUGCUUUCAGACUUUGGAUGUACAUAUUGAUGAACAUGGCCUCAGGGGCUUUUUUUUUUUUUUUUUUUCCCUUCAAGCAAGCAUUUGUUGUGCAUGUAAGCUAGUACCUGGCAUUUUUGUAAACAGGACAAACUGAAGUAUCAAUUAUAUAUUGCCAGUUUUUGUUUCAGUCAAGCAUGCCGUUUUAUUUUAAUUUUUUUGCCAUCUAUCCAAUGUCUUUUCUUUUGGGCUGUUAUCUUUUGUAGCCAAGUAUGUUUAAAAAAAAUCUUGAGGGCUUACCUUGAUAAUAAAGGUGCGUGAAUGCUGCUGACAAAGCAAAAAUCUGGACUCGAGUAUCAAAUUUAAACUAUUUUACCCUUAAAUGUCAACAGGUUAAAGAGCGGCUUUCUAAAAGGUGCUAAAAUGGCUUCAUCAUGUCCUUUGAGUAGAAGUAGGCCAAUCUGUUGCUGAUGUGCUGUGUGGUUUUACAAUCAUAUUUUCAUUUAUAUUUAUUACACCGUAACCAGCAGCUCUGUGCGUGGUAAAGAUGACUGUAUAGCUAACCUUUUGCUGUUUAUAUGAAGGUGUAUUGAAAAGCUGAGUCUUUUAUAAUGAUGAAAGUGUUUUUCUUUGGCUCUGGGCUCUGAUGUGUACAAAUAUUACAAACUGUAAGAAAAGAGUAUUGGCUUAAACUGCACCCCCCUUUCCAAAUGCUUUCCUUUUAACUGCAAAACAUCAUUUUCCAGGGUGCACCGAGUCUGAGGAUCACUCGCGUGCCAGCUGUUGUAACUUUGAUCUCCUGAUGAUCUUUCAUCUUAUGAAGCAUCAUGUUGGCUGUUUGAUCUGCUGAAAACAGGAGCGCUUGUAAUUAUCACAUGAUGUCACAUUUCCGAAAUAAAUACAGUUGACUGCAAACUUUCUGAGAAUGUGCACAGGACCAGUGUUUAAAUGAGAACAAUACAUGCUACCACUCAAUCAACUCAAAUUUUUUUUUCCCUCCAUAUGCUUUUGUAAAAACAGCUCCUUUGCAAACCAAUAAACUUCUCAACUUGAACUUC
Messenger RNA from Archocentrus centrarchus (flier cichlid), 5908 nucleotides. It is a transcript of the gene lgalslb, whose product is annotated as lectin, galactoside-binding-like b. The coding region runs from base 122 to 667 and encodes 181 amino acids. The transcript has 5 exons. NCBI's taxonomy places the organism in Eukaryota, Metazoa, Chordata, Actinopteri, Cichliformes, Cichlidae. The record is from RefSeq and is a predicted model, not a curated record. Gene Ontology annotation, molecular function: carbohydrate binding.